Molecule: messenger RNA, 1133 nt
Organism: Odobenus rosmarus divergens (Pacific walrus)
Lineage: Eukaryota; Metazoa; Chordata; Mammalia; Carnivora; Odobenidae
Gene: FAM110C
Product: family with sequence similarity 110, member C
Exons: 2
Coding region: 1-966 (321 amino acids)
Biological process (GO): positive regulation of cell migration; regulation of cell projection assembly
Cellular component (GO): cell cortex
Molecular function (GO): alpha-tubulin binding
Source: RefSeq, a predicted model, not a curated record
AUGCGUGCCCUGCCAGCCCUGGACGCGCCCCAGAACGAGCGACUGCUGACCCGGCACCCCGAGGCCCCCAGGGUCAGGGACGCGGCGGUGCCAGCACGCAAGAGCGCGGUGGAGAGGCUAGCUGCGGACCGCGCCAAGUACGUGCGGGGCCCGCCGGGAGCCGGCCCGGGCCGGUCUCCCGAGGGCAGCAACCCCGGGGCGAGCGAAGGCACCGCGGGCGAUUCUCGGCCUCCAGCUCGCGUCCCCGGGGCCGUGGCGCGCAGGGCCAUAGCUCGGAAGCCGCUGAGACCUGACUCCCUGGUCAUCUACCGGCAGAAAUGCGACUUCGUCCGAGGACAGGGCGCCGACAGCUCCAGGGGGGGGCUGGUGAAGAAGCUCUUCCAGGGGCCGGGCAAGGACAAGACGUCGGUGCCCCCGGAGACGUCCCGGGUGGGAGAGGAGGUCAGGGCCAGGCGCGAGGAGGCUGUCCUGACCAAGCCCGGCUCUACUGCGGCCUCCGCGGUCCCCGGCGUUCCCGCGGCCCCAGCGCGCCCGGCGCCCUUUGGGACGCCCACCAGUGUCCCGGCUGUGCCCCGGGUCCCGGAGCCGCGAGGGACAAGGCGCGGGGGGCUGCAGCGAUCGCGGUCAGACCUCAGCUCCCGCUACUCGGCGUCCCUGACCGAAUGUGACACCUUCUUCCAGUUCUGUGGCCUGGAGCCUGAGGUGGUGGAAGCUCUCGGUAGGGAGAAGUUCUCCGCGGGGUCGGACCGCGUCACACUCAGGGUCCGCAGCGUGAGCGUCGCCACCUCUGACAGCGGCUUCUCCCGGCACAGCGGCGGUGAAGAGGGGCUGCAGGAGGAAGAACUGACCGAGCAGGUGCCCAGCACCACGUCGGUCAUCGAGAGGAACGCCCGUAUCAUCAAGUGGCUGUACACCUGUAAGAAAGCCAAGGAGAAGACCGGCCAGGGGCCGCAGGGCCCGGCGUGACCGCUCGCGCUCUGCAGAGACUUGGACCCUAGGAAGCAAGGCUUCCAGACUGUGGGGGCUUCUUGAAGUAUGUCCUGGAUGUUUGGGGACCCCAGGGCCAUCCUCAGUGCCACAGGAUUUGUCCAAUGCACCCAGGUGACUACAUGAUUGCUGUUUUCCCAGGAAUA